CGCAUCGAGAUUUUCUUCUUUUAUUCUUCUAUAUACCGGAAAAAACACCUUUUGCUUUUGGAAGCAUUGUAUAUUUGUAUUUGAAUUUAAAAUUGAAAGUUGAUAAUCCACAAAAUAAUAAUGAAAUAUGGAAAACAUGAAACAGUCGCACCAACUCGCCUGCCAAAUCAGUACUCAGUCACUAGCCCGACAGCAUUGACUUUCUCACUCUGAAAGUCAUCAGCUAAAUAUUGAAGGCGGCCGGUGUCCAUUUAGCACACAAACGAUCACAGACACUCUGAAAACACAGACAUGGAACUGGAAGUCAUUCAAGUAAUCCGACAAUGGAUGCAAGGAGAAUUCAACAACUUCAUUAAGGUAUGGCUUCUGGAAUUCGCAUCCUUGUGCUAUUGCUAUUUUGCUGCCAAAAUUGUCCCAAAUAAACCAUUCCUCAAACUCCUCAUUUUCCUUCCUGUCGUGAUCCUCAAUCUCAUCCUCCCAUUCAAUCUUCACACACUACACCUCGGAAUCUCCACCGCUUUCUUCUUAGCUUGGCUCUGCAACUUCAAACUCCUCAUGCUUGCCUUUAACACCGGCCCUUUGUCUGAUUCCUCUUUGUCCAUUUCCCAUUUCUUAGCCCUUGCUUGUCUCCCCAUCAAAUUCCACAAUCAAAGUUCAGUUGGGAAGAAGACUGAUUCUAAAGAGAACCCUUCAUUGGAAAAACGAAAAGGCCUCAAAUCAAUUUGGAAUUAUGGGAUCAAGUCUCUGCUCAUUCCUCUGUUUCUUAAAGUUUACGAUUAUGAAGACUAUAUAGUUCAAAUUCAUCCAAAGCUUAUGCUGGUGGUUUACACUGUUCAUAUCUACGUUGGAUUGGAAAUCUUACUGGCGAUUUUUGGAGGUUUAGCUCGAAUUUUUCUGGGCAUAGAACUUGAGCCUCAGUUUGACGAGCCAUAUUUGUCAACGUCCCUGCAAGACUUCUGGGGAAGGAGAUGGAAUAUUAUGGUGACACGUAUACUGCGCCCGUCGGUCUACGAACCGGUUCGUGAGUUCUCUAAACGGGUUGUGGGCCGAAAAUGGGCCCCUUUACCAGCUAUUUCGGCGACAUUUAUGGUGACGGCCAUUAUGCACGAGCUUGUUUUCUUUUACAUGGGCCGACGGUGGCCCACUUGGGAGAUUUCGGCUUUUUUCUUCCUCCAUGGUCUGUGCUUGGUACUUGAGGUUGGAGUGAAGAAACACUUCGCCGGCCGUCGAGGUUUGCCCCGGGUAAUUGCUGCGCCGUUGGCCGUAGGGUUCGUGAUGGUCACCGGAUUCUGGUUGUUUUUCCCGGAAUUUUUAAAGAGUAAUGCGAUGGAGAGAGCAAAUGAAGAGUAUGCAGCUAUGGCUGGCUUCGUGAGGGAUGUUUGGAAGGCUUUGGUUCUCGAUUUUCAGAGUGGUAGUAAUGCAACUAGUUCGCGUUUUGCAUGAGAUUAUUGAUCUCGUUGUGAUCUUUUUUCCAGUCUAAUUUACCUAUUGUUGCUCAUAAUUUGGAUAAAGUGCCGUAUCUUUUCCCUUGCUUUCAUCUCUUCCAAGUGAAUGAAAAGCCAACCAAUUAGUGGUGACGGAACAAGAACUAUUAAAUUGUGGGGUCAAAAAUAGGAUAAUUUAACCACGACUAAGGAAUUAAAUUUUUAAUUAACAGACAUCCUACUAAGAAAAAAUUAGGUCAAAUUCGACCGUUCAAGGGUCAAUCGACCACCUGACCCCCUUACAGUAUUUAAAAACUCUAAUGUAGUCA
This is a messenger RNA of Oldenlandia corymbosa var. corymbosa, 1753 nucleotides long. The record is from the annotation of a GenBank genome assembly. NCBI's taxonomy places the organism in Eukaryota, Viridiplantae, Streptophyta, Magnoliopsida, Gentianales, Rubiaceae.